GGUUCACAUAAUUUUUGCGUCACCAUUUUUAUUGAGCUCUGAUAAUAGUUUUUUUUGUCUCUGUAAAUCUGUGUUCUGUUCGGUGUGAAGAUCAAUGGCUCCCAAGGCUGAGAAGAAGCCCGUUGCUGUGAAGAAGCCUUUGGUGGAGAAAUCCCCCAUUGCUGAGAAGAAGCUCAGGAAAGCUGAAAAGAAGCUGCCUAAGGAUAUGGGAGAAAAGAAGAGCAAGAAGAAGCAUAAAAACAUCGAGACCUACAAGAUUUACAUCUUCAAGGUUUUGAAGCAGGUUCAUCCAGACAUCGGCAUCUCCAGCAAGGCCAUGGGAAUUAUGAACAGCUUUAUCAAUGACAUCUUUGAGAAAUUGGCCAGUGAAGCCGCCAGGCUGGCGCGCUACAACAAGAAGCCGACCAUCACGUCGCGGGAGAUUCAGACGGCCGUGAAGCUUGCACUUCCGGGGGAGCUUGCCAAGCAUGCUGUGUCUGAGGGAACUAAGGCCGUGACGAAAUUUACCAGUGCUUAAGGUCUGCACAGCGGAAAGUUCAGACGGUGCUUCUUAGCAUAAUUUGUCUCAUAGAGUUUGUAGUUUGUGCUUUUGUUCAAUUAGACCUAGGAUUUUAGCUCGUAAAUGACAGACCGAAACCCUUUGGAAGGCUCUGAUAUUUUUUGGAUCGUAUAUUUUGGUUCAUGUAAAUUCAUUCUCUGUUAGCGACAAUAUCAAAAUCUCAUGUUCGCCGUA
Messenger RNA from Cryptomeria japonica (Japanese cedar), 733 nucleotides. Its product is annotated as histone H2B. The transcript has a single exon. The coding region runs from base 95 to 517 and encodes 140 amino acids. The record is from RefSeq and is a predicted model, not a curated record. Gene Ontology annotation, molecular function: structural constituent of chromatin; DNA binding; protein heterodimerization activity. NCBI's taxonomy places the organism in Eukaryota, Viridiplantae, Streptophyta, Pinopsida, Cupressales, Cupressaceae. Gene Ontology annotation, cellular component: nucleosome. Gene Ontology annotation, biological process: nucleosome assembly.